This is a messenger RNA of Misgurnus anguillicaudatus (oriental weatherfish), 3718 nucleotides long. It is a transcript of the gene slc17a7a, whose product is annotated as solute carrier family 17 member 7a. The record is from RefSeq and is a predicted model, not a curated record. Gene Ontology annotation, cellular component: synaptic vesicle membrane; excitatory synapse. Gene Ontology annotation, molecular function: neurotransmitter transmembrane transporter activity; L-glutamate transmembrane transporter activity. Lineage: Eukaryota; Metazoa; Chordata; Actinopteri; Cypriniformes; Cobitidae. Gene Ontology annotation, biological process: synaptic transmission, glutamatergic; neurotransmitter loading into synaptic vesicle; regulation of synapse structure or activity.
UGCGUGUGCGCGUGUGUGUGGAGAGAUAGAUAGAGAGAGAUUGAGAGAGAGAGAGUACGGGACAGGAGCGCACCGGUCGGACUUGGAAGUUGCGAGCAUGGAGAUCCGUCCGGACCGCUUCAAGGCUCAGGCUGGGAAAACCUUGGGGAAAAUACACAGACUCCUUGAGAAACGACAGGAAAAUGGCGAGACGAUUGAAUUAUCGGCAGAGGGUCGUCCUGAGCUGGUGGAGGAGAAGGAGCUUCCCGUUGUGGACUGCACGUGUUUCGGGAUGCCGCGGCGUUAUAUCAUUGCAAUUCUGUCAGGAUUGGGCUUCUGCAUCUCAUUCGGCAUCCGCUGUAACCUGGGCGUGGCCAUAGUCAGCAUGGUCAAUGAUCACACCGUUUUUUACGGGAAAAAACCCGUAAUAGUGGCUGCUCAGUUUACGUGGGACCCAGAGACAGUAGGCAUGAUUCACGGCUCGUUCUUCUGGGGUUACAUCGUUACGCAAAUCCCUGGUGGAUUCAUCUGUCAAAAAUUCGCUGCCAAUAGGGUGUUUGGCUUUGCCAUUGUGGCCACAUCGACCCUGAAUAUGUUGAUUCCAGCAGCAGCAAGAGUUCACUAUGGGUGUGUUAUCAUGGUCAGGAUUUGCCAAGGACUUGUGGAGGGUGUGUCAUAUCCUGCCUGCCAUGGGAUCUGGGCCAAAUGGGCUCCGCCCCUCGAAAGAAGUCGAUUGGCUACAACAGCAUUUUGCGGAUCAUAUGCUGGUGCUGUUGUUGCAAUGCCUUUGGCUGGAGUCUUGGUCCAGUACACUGGCUGGUCUUCAGUGUUUUAUGUGUACGGUAGUGUAGGAAUAUUCUGGUAUCUCUUUUGGAUUUUGGUGUCCUAUGAGAGUCCAGCCGCUCACCCGACCAUCACACCAGAAGAGAGGAAAUACAUUGAGGAUGCCAUCGGGGAAACUGCUGGCCUGGUCAACCCCCUUCAGAAAUUUAAAACUCCCUGGCGGCACUUUUUUACCUCUAUGCCAGUGUAUGCGAUCAUCGUGGCCAACUUCUGUAGGAGCUGGACGUUUUACCUCCUCCUCAUCAGUCAGCCUGCGUACUUUGAGGAGGUGUUCGGCUUCGAAAUAAGCAAGGUGGGGAUAGUGUCUGCACUUCCUCAUUUAGUGAUGACCAUCAUAGUACCAAUUGGAGGGCAACUGGCCGACUACCUGAGAUCACACAAUUUAAUGACUACAACAAAUGUCCGCAAACUCAUGAACUGUGGAGGGUUUGGAAUGGAAGCCACAUUACUCUUAGUUGUUGGUUUCUCACAUACCAAAGCAAUAGCCAUCUCUUUCCUUGUGCUGGCUGUUGGCUUCAGUGGAUUUGCAAUUUCAGGGUUUAAUGUGAAUCAUCUUGACAUAGCUCCACGUUACGCUAGUAUCCUGAUGGGAAUCUCCAACGGAGUGGGCACUUUGUCAGGAAUGGUGUGUCCUAUUAUAGUUGGAGCGAUGACCAAACAUAAGACACGUGAGGAGUGGCAAUAUGUCUUUCUCAUUGCAUCCCUGGUGCAUUAUGGGGGUGUGGUUUUUUAUGGGAUCUUUGCAUCAGGUGAGAAGCAGUCAUGGGCAGACGCCGAGGAUACAAGUGAAGAGAAGUGUGGCAUUCUGGGAGAGGACGAACUGGCCAAUGAAACAGAAGAGUUGUACAGGACGGGUGGACAGUAUGGAGCUAUUAACAACCCACAUACUGGUGGUACCAAUGGUGGCAAAACUGGAAGCGGAGCAGGAUGGGUAACAGAUUGGGAUAAAAAAGAAGAAUACGUUCAACCAGCCGGGACAAAUAGUUAUCUGUAUGGAGGAGAGGGAAAAAGAGAGCUCAUGUAGUGGAUAAAAGAGAUUUUAAGUGUAGAUAAUUGGACUAAAUUGUGGAAGACGAGUAUAAAAAUCGAUGCAAAAUAAAUAAAUACACACUGAUACCAAGUGAUAGAGUAAGUUUAAGUGAGUGAGUGAGUUAGUUGAUGUGUGUGUGGCGUGCGUGCGUGCGUGUGCGUACCUGGUAAUUAUCAUGUUGUUGGGACCAAUUGUCCCCACAAAGAUAGGAAUACAAGUAUUUUUGUGACCUUGUGGGAACAUUUUGGGGUCCCCAUGAGGAAACAAGCUUAUAAAUCAAACAGAAUGAUGUUUAUUGAAAAUCUAAGGUACAAGAAAGUUUUCUAGGUUCACUUAGUUCCUGUAAGAACCCUAAAGAGUGACAAAUGUUUUCUCCGUGACCCCACCAAAAGAGAAAACGUUUUGUGGCUUUUUAAAAGUAUUUUUAUGUUCCAUGGGUGCAAAAAAUUGAGGUAGCAAGUGUGUACAAAAAUGUACAAAAGCGGUCACUGGAAUGGUACCCUUUAAAAGAUCCUAAUAUGUAUAAUAAGGUACAGAUAUGUAGCUGUGGUAUACCAGUAUGUAUCUACUAAAAUGUACCUUGGGGGAUUAAUAUGCACUCUUUAAAAAGUUAUAUUUUUUAAUGGGUACCGCCCCUGUGCCAGUUUUGGACUUUUGUCUAAGAGUAUACAGAGGGUUCUUCAGUUUGUCAUCUGAGGGACAUCAAUCAAUGCCUCCAGAAUCAUUUUGAUUUUUACAGUGAGUGGUGCUCUAUAAAUUAAACAGUAAGUUCAGUAUUUUAGGUGUUCUGCCAAGGUCACUGUAAUGCACUUAAAGUGGCAAAUCGAUAUAAAGGGUAGACAUGUUCAAGGAUGUUGUGUAAAAGCAUAUACUGUGUACGUGAUGAGUGUAUGUAUGAGUAUUAUUCUUUACUGUGCUCACUUCCUAUUGUUUUAUCCAGUGCUUUAAAUAUUAAAUGGUGCAAGCCAACCUAUGGAUGUGAAUAUGUGUAUUUGGCCAUAAAGUAGGUUUUUAAAUGCGAGUGUAUGUGAGAUUAAAUGACCUACUUCCUCAUCACUGGGUCAAUGCACAAUGCACAUUUUUGUUCUCUGGUGUACAUUGUUACGCACAUUAAUUGCACACACUAAUGUGAGGUAAACACAUGCACACACAUGUUCAGAUAUAUAGUGAGAGAUUAUUCAGUCAGAGUGCAAUAUGAAUUGAAGGAACCAAUCAGAGAACAGCAUUACGAAUAGUAAUAGGAUGAUGGUAUAUUUAUGGCUUUCUGCCUAUAAUUGAUGUUAUUCUGCUUAAUUUGCUGUAUUUGUGUUUUUUGUUCAUGCUUCUCUCCUUAAUAUUUAUUUUUUCUUAUUUGUCAGAACUGUGACAAUAUAUAAACAACAAAAAGAUCAAUACAACUCUUAGAACUAAUGAAAUAAUUUACAAAAUGUGUACAGAUGUAUAUGUGAAAAUUCCUUGUGUACAAUAAAAACUAAAACUAUACAAACUCACUGUGUCUUAUUCUGUCCUUUACAUUAUAAAAACAAGCACAAGGCUGGGCAUUGAUGAUACUUGACGUGUUUAGGGCUUUAUGAUUCUGUAUAAGCCACAUUUCAUUGUUUCUGCAUCACUCUGAUUACUUUCCCUCGUGAGCUCUCUGCUUAUACCUUUUAUAUCCCUCUCAUGCAGCCUUCUCUCCGCCCACAGAGGGCAUCUGCUGUCCUCUAAUCUUCGUCUAAAAUCACUAAAAUAAUCCCACUGUCCAUCUGUCAUUCAGAAAGAGACAGAGAGCGUUCUUUGCCUGCGAAUGCUAUGUAGUUUUCAGUGACACCUAGUGGUGCAAAUGAGUAAUGUCUGGCUGAAAUAAAAGCUUAUUGUUUUUUGCAA